AAAAAAAAACUUUAUAAUUUAUACCAAUUUAAUUAGUUUAAUAUCGCAUUAAUAACCCAACUUUACUCAACGCUUUGUUGAGCUAUGUUCUUAUUAGCUUUUACUUCGUCCUCUAGAUUUUGGUGGGAGGUGGUGGGGAGUUUUGUUGAACCAUAAUUUAAGAUAGUACCUUAACACAUGGUGCUAAUUAAUACCUUCUUUUAAUAUAUGCUUUUAAAGGUAUAUAGGAUGGGAUCUUUUUGUUCUCCUAGUACUCAUGUUUAGGGUGGUUCCUAUUGUUCAAGUCGAAUGAAGCUGCAAAAUUUGGAGAUUUUCUUCGCGUUUUUCUCUUUUUGGAUCCUGUUAUUUUCACAGAUCGAUUGAUUUUGUAGGAAAUAGUUCAAAAUUAAUCUUAACAUACUUUCGCGCGCUCAUCGUGUAAGAUGAAUGUCAUAUAAAUCAUGCCACGUGCACACAGACUGAGAAGGUAAUAAAAAAGAGGAGAAAAAAAAAAAAAAUAGCCUCACCUCUUCACGUAGCCAAGGAGAGGGGUGCUUGUCCUUUUUUCUGUUUGUAACAAUAAAUCUUUGCCUAUUCCUUGGAAUUAUAUGAAGAGUUUUGAGAGAUGAAGUUGCAAGGAGUUUGGAGAGCAAUUCUUAUUGUGUAUUGUGUAUGAAUCAUUAUAUAUAUAUAUAUGUGUGUGUGUGUGUGUGUGUGUGUGUUUGUGUGCUAUGCUACUACCAGAAUUUUGAGCAUCUCCCUCAAUUUCUGAGCCAUGAUAAGAUGAGGAAGUUUCUGGUACCUUCCCUAUAAUAUCUAUUGUGAAAAUCUUAGUUCUUGUUUGAUGUGCUAACUAGUAGUACUAAAGAAGGUUUAAGGUUGUUCCAGCUUCUGCUGUAGGUAGGAAUCUGAGAAUUGUGCCAACAACCAGAAUGAGUAGUUCAGACAAAACUGUUGUUUGGUUUAGAAGGGACCUGAGAAUUGAGGACAACCCGGCCUUGGCGGCGGCGGCGAGGGACGCCGCCGGCGUUCUUCCGGUCUUCAUUUGGUGCCCUGACGAAGAAGCGCAGUUCUACCCGGGCCGCGUCUCGCGGUGGUGGCUGAAGCAGUCCCUGGCGCACCUCGACCGGUCGCUGAGGUCCCUCGGCUCCCCCCUCGUGUUGAUCCGAUCCCAGAGCACCCUCGCGGCGCUUUUGCAGUGUCUCGGUGCAAUAGGGGCCACGAAAGUGCUCUUCAAUCAUCUCUACGACCCGGUUUCGCUCUUGCGAGAUCACAAAGUCAGGAGUCAGCUCACGGCCCUCGGGAUUUCUGUCCAAAGCUUCAACGCCGAUCUGCUGUACGAACCGUGGGAAGUCUACGACUCGAAUGAGCACGCGUUUACGACCUUCGACGCAUUCUGGAAGAAGUGCAUGGACCUGCCAAUUGAGUUGACAUCAUCUCUUCCUCCCUGGAGACUGGUGCCAGUCACUGGGAUCGACAACAUCCAAAGUAGCUCGAUUGAGGAUCUGGGUCUCGAAAAUGAGUCGGAGAAACCGAGUAAUGCGCUGUUAAGUAGGGGAUGGUCUCCAGGAUGGAGCAAUGCAGACAAAGCACUAAGCGAAUUCGUAGAAGGUCACUUACCGCGAUAUUCGAGAAAUAGGAUGAAGGUGGAGGGAGCCACAACUUCACUGCUGUCACCAUACCUACAUUUCGGCGAACUUAGUGUGAGAAAAAUCUAUCGGAACGUCAGAAUGAAGCAAAUACAAUGGGCAAAAGAAGGCAACCUGGAAGCAGAAGAAAGCGUGCGCCUCUUCCUACGAUCGAUCGGCCUUCGAGAGUAUUCGCGCUACAUCUGUUUCAACUUUCCCUUCACGCACGAAAGAUCGUUAAUGGGGAACCUGAGGCACUAUCCGUGGUGCGAAGAUGAGAUGAAGUUCAAGUGUUGGAGGCAAGGAAGGACGGGGUACCCGCUCGUGGAUGCGGGUAUGAGAGAGCUGUGGGCGACCGGCUGGAUACACAAUAGAGUUCGAGUAAUCGUCGCGAGUUUUCUCGUGAAGUUUUUGCUGAUUCCAUGGACAUGGGGAAUGAAGUACUUUUGGGACACACUGUUGGAUGCCGACUUAGAAAACGAUAUCCUCGGAUGGCAAUAUGUGUCAGGUAGUUUACCCGACGGGCACGAGCUCGACCGUCUCGAUAGUCCGCAGAUUCAAGGUCACAAGUUCGAUCCGGACGGCGAAUACGUGAGAAAUUGGAUCCCCGAACUCGUCAGAAUGCCGACAGAAUGGAUCCACCACCCUUGGGAUGCUCCACCUUCCGUGCUCGAUGCAGCUGGAGUCGAAUUAGGUGCAAACUACCCGAAGCCCAUCGUGGACAUUAACACAGCCCGCGAACGCCUCGAUGACGCUGUUUCGACGAUGUGGAAACUAGACAGAGAAGAAAAGAUUGCAAAUUUGACUGAGAAAGGUGAAGAAGUAGCUGAUAAUCUGAUUGAUAUGAAUACAUUGGACAUUCCCAGAGUUGCGGUUCGAAAGGAGGUUUCGUGCGCUAGUGCGUCGCUCGAUCAAAGAGUGCCCUCUUUUCACAAUGUAGAGGGCAAGUCGAGCGAUGAUAAUAGAUCGAAGGAUGCAGAUGACCAGAGACAAAUCCAACCAGAGUCGGACAGCCAGGUGCAAGUGACAACGAUCGACGAACGCUCGCUCUCGACUGCAGAAUCCUCGACUGCUCGGAAAAGAAGCAUAGGUAGUAGUCUAAGUGCUGUUCCAGAUACAUGUCUCUCUUCAUCAGAAGUAAAUACUGUGAAAGUGUAUGCUUCUCAUGCUUCGACAGGAUCUUCUGUGCAUUUGUGGCAGGAAACAGGCCAACUCGGAGGCGAGAAGGUAAUGCACAUUCAAGAAUCUUUGAUGAAUAAAACAUACAUACAUAGGAAAUAAGAAAGAAGGCCACAUUCAGAAACUUUAACAAGAAGAAGAUGAUGUAGAUGCAGAGACCAGCAAUAAUAUGCUCAGACCAACCAAGAGAACUGGUUGAACUCAAGUCCAAACCUUUGUACAGUAACAAAAUUUCAUGUUUAAGGCUUGUACACUGUUUUCACAGUGGCAUGGAGCUCAUUAUGUCACUGUAUCUUCUCUCUUCACUGAGGUGUAUGUGUAACAAAUUUUGUGCAAUUAAUUUCCUUGUAAAAGUAUCUAACAACAUAAAUGAAGUGCUUAAGAGUAGGUAACUAAGAAAGGUGCAUACUUGGUUUGCAUCAUUUGUGGAAGUGUUUUUUUUU
Messenger RNA from Ananas comosus (pineapple), 3229 nucleotides. RefSeq names its product cryptochrome-1-like. NCBI's taxonomy places the organism in Eukaryota, Viridiplantae, Streptophyta, Magnoliopsida, Poales, Bromeliaceae. The transcript has 5 exons. Gene Ontology annotation, biological process: blue light signaling pathway; entrainment of circadian clock by photoperiod; circadian regulation of gene expression. Gene Ontology annotation, cellular component: cytoplasm; nucleus. The record is from RefSeq and is a predicted model, not a curated record. Gene Ontology annotation, molecular function: FAD binding; blue light photoreceptor activity; DNA binding. The coding region runs from base 912 to 2888 and encodes 658 amino acids.